GAAAAAGCACAGUGAGACCCUGCAUGGGCUGACCUGCAUGAUGAGCGAGGUGCUGGUUGCAACGUUGGGUUCUUUGGACUGCAGCUGACGAUGGGAGUAGUUGAGGCCGUCCCAGGACGCGCUGACCAUGUUCACAACGUUUGCAUGGACUACUGUGAAGUAUGUGAGGCGUCUCGGAGCGAUGCGCAACACGCUCAGCCAUGGAGACAACGCACCUCUGCGUAUGAUGUCAUCCUUGAUGCUGAGCAACCGUAGGUUUUCUGGUAAAAAGCGUAUCAACGGCUAGACGCGUCGUUGGACUUUUCUGGACUGGUCGAGAACCUUAUAAGCCGUGAUGUAUGGAUCUGCUCGGACUCCCAGGCCUGGUAAGAAAAAGGCCAGGCCAACUGACAAGAGGAUCCAGUCUCGGAAACCUAAGCAGAAAGAUAAAGCUGUUGACAGUAGUUUGGCCCUGAGGGACAAUAAGCUGCUCCCGGAAGAGGAUAUAGAGGAUAUAGUGAGACAGAUAAUGGACGAGCUGCUAAGCAAUGUGGAAAGGUGUUAUGAAGCAGAAAUGAAAAGAAAGGUUAUACCCUACACUGUAUGCUGGGCCAAGAACUACCUCAUAAACUCUGUUGAGAGCCAAAUCCAACACUUGGAUGAAGGGGAGACGCCAGAAGAGUUGUGUGAAACAGAAGACUGUGAGCCUCUGCCAGCUAUUCCAGAUUGCUGUGCCCAAAGAUGUGUGCCAAUAAUAUAUGUAGGAACCUAUUUCACCUCCCAGCAGGUUUCAACAAAUCAGAAGGAGCCAGGAAAGGUCAUCAAUGACAAGGUUCCAGCUCAGACAGAGCCAGAUCAUGGUACAUGUCCCCCAGCAACUCCUCACCCAAAGAAGACCCCACAAGUGAAGAAAGGCCCCAAAUAUUCUCCGAGAAAACAACUGACAAAAGCUGUCAGUUCAACGGAGAAAAUGGAUGUGGGGGGGGAAGAUAAAAACAGAGAAAGUGUUGCUUGUAAAGAGGAGACUGCACCAAGAUAUCCCCCAAAAGAGCCUCAACCAAUACCAAAGCUGGAUCCGCGGAGUUUGCCUCGACACCGUACUGUUCUGCAAUGGGAGGUUUUAGACGAUGACCCAUCAAAACCCAGACCAAGAAAAACUGGACCAAAAUCAAACAAGUAGCAAACUGGGAGCUCCCUCAGAAAACCUUGUUUCUAAGAAUUUCUGGGAGAAUCUAGAAUCUCAACUAGAAAGGUUUUUGAAGAAAAACUGACGACAGCCAUGUUGCCAUUGAUCCGCCACCUCUAGUCAACAAUACCCAAUACCAGACUUAAGAUUAAAGGAUGCAUAUGUCUGCAAUGCAUACAAAGCAACACUCUAAUUCAGGAAUGUAGCAAAAGAUUUAAGUUUAUUUCCCAUGACUAUGCAUGUUAUUAUAGGGUUAUGUUGACUGACAAGUCUGUACAUAUAGGUCCUUAGACUAAAUGUUUCACCUUAAAACAUUCAUUUUACUUGUUUCAAGAACUAUAUAUAUUAAAAAAGGAAAAAAAAAAAA
This is a messenger RNA of Cyprinodon tularosa, 1532 nucleotides long. RefSeq lists its product as uncharacterized. The transcript is spliced from 5 exons. NCBI's taxonomy places the organism in Eukaryota, Metazoa, Chordata, Actinopteri, Cyprinodontiformes, Cyprinodontidae. The coding region runs from base 335 to 1159 and encodes 274 amino acids. The record is from RefSeq and is a predicted model, not a curated record.